Molecule: messenger RNA, 1371 nt
Organism: Phlebotomus papatasi
Lineage: Eukaryota; Metazoa; Arthropoda; Insecta; Diptera; Psychodidae
Gene: Tap42
Product: immunoglobulin-binding protein 1
Exons: 2
Coding region: 196-1239 (347 amino acids)
Biological process (GO): regulation of signal transduction; regulation of dephosphorylation
Cellular component (GO): cytosol
Molecular function (GO): protein phosphatase 2A binding
Source: RefSeq, a predicted model, not a curated record
GUUUCAUUCGCCGCAAUUCACUUGUUUUGACUGUCAUUGCAUUGCGCAGCGUUGUGAUUUUCCAAAGAAAAACUACGAAAAAUCCAGAAAAUCUUUAUUUUUCUUCCGGUUUAUUAUCCUAGUUCGUUUCUGCAAGGAUUAAAGUGUGAAACUGUGUAAAAAUUUUAGAGAAACAGUGAAGAAAAGUGUCCUGGAAUGGCAUCUGUCGAUGGAGAUACCCUCGAUCGAUCACUUAAUGAUAUUUUCCAGGAAGGAUACACUUGCCUCCAGAAUCUCGACAAGAGGAAUGAUCCCACAAACAGUCCAGAAUUUCAGCUGGAAAUCAAGAAAUGCAUGAAGCUCUUUGAGGAUUCGACACGCCUGGUCAGUGCUAUUGGAAUGUUCAGUUCCAAUGAGAAAUACACAGAGAUUCCAACGAAUCAUCUCAAAUACCUCCUCCUGCCCUAUUUUCUCGCCCAAUUGACACAGAAACUCUGCAAUGGCGAUCGUGGCGAGAUUGUUUCAACUUCGGAAAUCUACUACAAGGAUUUCCUGAAACGAUGUUCAGAAUAUGGUCUUGCUGAGGGAAUAUCACUGCAAGUUGCCAAACCGUCCAAUGGGAAUGACGCUCCGGCCAAUGAAAUGGCAAUGCUGAUGCAGAUGGCUCAAGGAAGGAAUGCCAAAAUGCAAAAGUACAAGCAGAAAAAGGAGCUCCAGGAGAAGAUUGAUCUGCUGAAGGAGGCCAUGGCCCGGGAGGAAGUGGAUGAGGAUCAGCAGAGAGAAUUUUACAUCAGUAUGUUAAAAUCCUGCGUGCUGGAAUGUGAGGAUGAUCUGGCCAGCGUAGCACUGGAGAAACAGAUGCUCGAGUUUAGAAGCAACUCAGGAAACCGGGAAGAGACAAAACCUGCCCCAAGAGGACCUCUCCUGAAACCGAUAAUUAUCACUAGAGAUGCAGUUCAGCAAGCUGUCUAUGGACGGGGCUAUCCAAGUCUUCCCACAAUGACUGUUCAGGAUUUCUACGAUCAACGUGUCGCUGAGGGAAUCUUCCCAGAUCCCACUAAAGCACCCAAGAAGCCACAGCAGAAGAGUCGAAAGGACAUGACGGACCAAGAUGUACUCGAGCAGGAAGAUUUGGAAGCUGAGGAGAAGGAAAGGCUAGAGGAAGCUGAAGAUGUGGAUUACCUGGCCAGAGCACGAAGGAUGGAUGAAUUCAAGGAUGAAGUGAGGCGAGGAGAUGGAAAUCGCUACAACAGGAGCUGAAGUACUUGCUUAGGAAUUUUCCUGACCAAGCACAAUUCAAAAUUCUACGAGUUGCUAGCCUCCUGUUAAUCUCUGUAUGAGACUUUUAGAUACUCUUAAUAAAAUUAACUACCUUUGCAAAAAAAAUCUAAA